GAGACUUGCGGCGGCGUUUCGUGCGAGUUAGUGGCGACGUUGUGCAUUGGUUUAGUGCAUCGUCGGUCGGGACUGUGCGUAUCGCAAGCGUAUCGCGAGAACCGGAGCGUCACGCAUGGUUCCCUGGAGCUAGUUCCCUCGGCGGUAGGAAGGAGGAGGUGGGGCCGCCUGAAGUCGCCAAGGCCGUCGCGGUCGUUCUUCCCCAGGUUGUUCCCCAGGAGGCAGGGUCUGCGGACGUGGGGACGGCCAGGAUGGCCACCGAGACGCGGGAGCCUUCCGUGAGCAACGUGGAGACCGAGUACCACGAGAUCACCUCCAAGGACGCCUGGGCUGUACUCUACCAGCACCUACGUAAUGAGUGUGGCAACUACGACUACACGUGUAACGAAUCGAAAAAACCACAGAACAGACAUUUAAAUCGGUACAGAGAUGUGGCACCGUAUGAUCACACAAGAAUUACUUUGCGAAAGGGGCCUUGCGAUUAUAUCAAUGCCAACCUUGUGCAGAUGGAGCGUGCUCAUAGGAAAUACAUACUUACACAAGGCCCGUUGUCGAGCACUGCUGGUCAUUUCUGGCUAAUGGUGUGGGAACAGAACAGUAAAGCUGUGUUGAUGUUAAAUAAGGUAAUCGAGAAGAACCAAGUCAAAUGUCACCAGUAUUGGCCUCUUGAGGGUUCGUCGGAUCACACUAUGAUGUUCCCCGAUGUAGGCCUAAAAGUGGAAAACAUUAGCAAAACUGAAUCGCCUCAUUACACGAGGAGAACACUGAGACUGACAGACGUAGAAUCAGGAGAAAGCAGAGAAAUACUGCACUUUCAUUAUACAACGUGGCCAGAUUUUGGAGUACCUCAAAGUCCUACGGCGUUUCUGCAGUUUUUAACAGAUGUCAGACAGUCCGGUGCUCUUAACCAAGGCAUCGGGCCACCUGUUGUUCAUUGUUCAGCUGGAAUUGGGAGAUCCGGCACUUUUUGUCUGGUAGACACUUGUUUAGUUCUGAUCGAGGAGAAUGGAUUAAACUCUGUAAAUGUAAGAGACGUCUUAAUGGAGAUGAGACAGUCGAGGAUGGGUUUGAUCCAGACACCCGAUCAGCUUCAAUUUUCUUACGCUGCCAUCAUCGAAGGGGCCAAACAACUACCGUCCAACAACAACGUCGAUAAUAACGAAAUCGUUAACAAUCAUUACGACGUUGUCAAUAAUGUCAAUUCGUCGGUGGAGGAGGAGGAAGAGCCUCCACCGUUGCCUCCUCCAAGGGGAGAAUCUUUAACUCGCAGUAUGAUGUCGGACCUGAGCCCAAGUCCUUCGAGUGAGAAUGUGGAAGAUGCGAAUGGACCACCGGACAAGCCUUUGCCUAGGGAACCCCCGAAUUACACGGAGCCAUGUACAAGUCCACCUCCUACGAACUCCACAUCUAUUGCGAACAAUAUACACGAAGAGAAUUCGGACAAUGUAGCUGUACCUGAAGAGACCAACAGCGACGGAGAGCGCUCUUAUCAGGCCACGAGUUACUCAUCCAAUACAAAUUCGAAAAACGAGUUACGUAAGCGAAUUCAGGAGAAGAAGGACCGACUGGCCGCGCAGGUUAGGGAGAUGAAGAGACGGCAAAAGGAGACGGAAGAAUGGCAGAAGCUCAAGAGGUCAUUAUUUACGCCUCUUACAAUAGGCAUAGGAGCCGCCGUCGUUGGCGGCGGCGUCUUAGCGCUUUGCGGUUACCUGUAUUUGCGCGGCUAGGGACUCGAGAGGAUCCUUUUCUCGUUCCCGCUGUCUUCGAUUUUCCGGACACUCUUAUCGAGGGGGCUGGCGAGAACCUCGGCCUUUAGGGAACAGGUUGCUCGCCCGGCAUUCGCUCUCGAAGCGGGAAACGGACGUGGAGCGCGGGUCCGCCACUUUAGAGAACGGUUCCCCGUUUUCCGGAAAAAUGGGAAGCCACGAGAGGGCCGAAAGCCCGAGGAAUUGGAGAACGAACGUCGAGAGCAACGACGCCCUCGGAUGAUACUCUCGCCAGAGUAACAGGGAACAGUUCCGCCUGGAAAACAGGAUUUUCUAUUUUAUUUCCAAGAGAUAACGAGGAAUUUGUAAAGAAAAGCAAAAAUUGACGAGCGGGGGUCUCACUCAAGAAUUAUAUAUUUUUUUUCUCUUUUGUCAGACGGAUCAAAGGUCCAGUAGAAGUAGGCGAAGGACGAAAUAGUUACUCCAUAAUCAAGACGUUUCGAAGCCGUUUAAAAACUUGCGUAUAUCUUUAUCUCUUUUUUUUUUUUGUUAUUUUUUUCCCCUUUAUGCCACCAUCACGGAGAAGUGGUGACACCAGCUCGCUCGACUUUCAUCUUUUUUUUGGUUUUUGCGAAGGAAAGAGGUACCUCCGAUUUAUUUCAUGGAAAACCGUGAAUGAGUAACACUAGCUUCUCUCCUGUAUUUUACCCAAAGUCGAGACCACGAAACGAUGAGAUAGGUCGAGGACGGUUCGCGGAUUCCACGAAGGAAGCUCCUCCAAAACGGAGAGCCCGGCCCGUUCCCGGUUGCUUAAAAAAAAAAAAAAAAAAAAAAACAGAAAAACCGGGGGAAUCGGAAGGCCGAGGAGAGGCGUCCGGGCCAAAAGAACGGCCACGAGGGCCGCGUGCAUAUUUCAACGGUGGUUCGCUCGAGCGAAACUCGGCGAAACUCGGAGCGAGCCUUGGGGGAUCCCGGAGAGAGAACUCGUUUGGUUUCCAUUAUUUCUUUCUUUCUCUUAUUUCCUUCCCCAAGGACCUCGGACCUAGCCGAGAGAAAUGUCGAACGAGUGCCGGUGACGUCGUUUUUCCUCCUCGCGAGGUGGCGGGAAAGCGCGACGACGAAUUGGGGGGGAAAGAGGGCUAAGCGAGGCUAAGGGAGGAAAACCGAGUAAGAAAGAAAACGAGAGGAAUUUUCGAUGAGGGAGAAAAAGCGUGUGAGAAGGAAAACGAGAAACGAUAAGGGGAAGAAAGUAUAGGGUAAGAGCGCGCGUCGCCGCGAGUAAUAAUGUUCAGGGUAACAAAAGCAUUGACUUUAGGCUUUUACGAAAUUAUCUAAACUGACUUCCUUAGGGUAGUAGGUAUACUCGUGUUAGGUCUAGAUCCAUUUAGCGUACGUAAAUGUUUUCGAAUAAUUGAUAUAUAUAUAUAUAUAUAUACAUAUAUAUGUCAUAUAUACGUAUAUAUAUUUUAUAUACAUAUGUAUGUAUUAUAUAUGUAUUAUAUUCAUACGUGCGCAAUUACGGUCCUGAGAGACUCCGGGAAAGGAGCCCCCGAGCGCCCCUAGGGGCUGUCGAGAGAGUUUUUAUACGAGACGGAAGGGUACGCUUUCGUCGGUCCUCGGUGCACGGGGACUCUUUUUUUUAUAUAUAUAUAUAUAUAUAAUAAUAAAACACCUUCGUGAUUCCACAAUAUCGAGGGUGUGAGGUUUGUUUGUUUUUUUUUGUUUUCUUUUUCGUUUUCAUUUUCAACGGAGGAAAAAGGGGGAACCAAAAACGUCGGCUUCGAGCGCACGGUCAUGCCGUUCCUUAAGCGGGGACCCUCUUCGGGGUCCUCGAGACGUAUACUUAAAGGAUGAAAAACCGGUCGUUUGUCAGGGUUUCCGAUGAGGGGGAAAAAGAAAAAUUUUCCUUAUUCGAGGGGGGAGGGCGAAAGCCUACUCGGUGGAUCACGGGGACGGCGAAAAUGUUCCAGCUGAUACAUCGAUUUAUCGGCAGUAUUAACAGAGGAGAAGGGCCCGUUUCGCUUGUUAACGGUUGGAACGAUUUUGCUGACCCUCCGCUAAGAAACUUUGUAUCUUUUAUUUUAUUUUUCUUUUUUUUCUGUUUUGCUUCUCCACGCGACCAUUCUUUUUUUUUUUCGGUCAGUAUUGUUCUCUUGAUUUUAAGGACUGGCGGAAGAACCUAUUUUGAGCUUUUAAAUCCUUCCGUUCGCGUACACAUGCAUUUCGAGUAUCGGAGCGAUUUAGAAGGAAGGAUUACUGGUUGUUAACGAGCUAUUUUCUGUUUUUCCAAUUGACCGAUUGUUAAGAUAGCAUCCUUUGCCUCCGUUUUUCUCAGUGAGUCCGAUGUAGUUGACGUAGAUGUUCGUGUAAUCGAAACGUAAGGUGUAGCUCCCCUCCCCCCUGCACCCCCUUUUCCUGAAAAUGUCCACGAGCGAAUGUCAAAAGUACGGUCAACCGGUAGAAUAUUCAAUUAACUGUCUAUUGUUUAAUGAUAACGCCGAGCUAUAGCACUUACAGAUUAGUAGGUACUCGUGAUUGAUCGUAAAUUAACUUUGGAUGAAAAUCUCGCCAAGCGCGCAUUUUCUACUCGCCUAUGAUAAUUGAAAUAUUGUUAAUUGUCAAAUCGAUCCAAAAGUUGUUGCAUGUCAUUUCGAGGAGCCUUUGUGCGAGAGAUUUUUCUGUACACUUUGCGGUAUUUAUAUAAUUUUUUUUUUUUUUUUUUAAUACUACGAUACGUGGGGGAGAAAAAUAUCUCGUGUCAAGGGUCCGGAAUAGAAUUUAUAUUCGAGACAUAUUUUUUUUUCUUUUUUUAUACGCCAUAUAUAACAUUUAAACGGGAAAGUUCAUCUGUUCGGGACUAGGUGUAUUUUCAGUCUUAUCGGAUGAUAUGUAGAAUGUAAAAUAUACGGUAAAUGAUCUGAAUGUAAAGGACGAUCGCUAUCACUCUUGGCCGCAGUUUUGACCGAUGCUCGGAUUCGCUUAAAUAUAUUUUUUAAUUAAUCUACGGUCGAGUAUGUAUACACGUCCGCGAGACAUUCCUCCCAACGAAUGUACGCGUUUUUGAUAUGAUUCGGUCGGCUGACAUUUCCGCGUAGCCAGCCAGUUUUCAAGUAAACGAAAGAUAGAAAGAAAAAAAAAAAAGAUAAUACUAAGAGAGGGAGAAAUAUCUCGAGCUGUAAAACGCGACUGACUGUUUUUUUUUUCUAACGCCAGCUUUCCUCUCGGAGGGUCUCUCUCGCGAUCGCCACGAGGAGAACGAUCGGAUGGGGAAAUCGAGGAAAAUUUGCAGCAAAUUCGUGAAAGGGGACCGUAAGGAAAAUCGAGGAAAAUUUGCGGCAAAGCCGCGAAAGGGGACCGUAAGGAAAAUCGAGAAAUUUUGCGGCAAAUUUGUGAAAAUUGAAAAAUUUUCCAACAAAGUCGUGAAAGGGGACGAAAGGAAAAUCGAUGAAAAUUUGCGGUAAAUGAGUGAAAGGGGAUGAAAGAGAAAUCGAUUCCAAAUCCGAUUAAGCUCCGCGUCGAUGUUUUUCUUUUUCCCGAUCGGGAGAUCACCCUCGCCACCCGGGACUCCCAUUUUCUCGGCGCUUAAGUAAAAUCCCUUUUCUACGCUGAGAAUGUACAGAGAGAGUCAGAUAAACUGGGACAGAGCCAGGUAGAAGGUAGAAAAUAAUAGAAGAAGUUGAAUGAUUUAAUAAUUAUUCCUUUUUUUAUAUAUAUAUAAAACUAUCAUUUUUUUCUUUUUUCAUAAUUUCUUUCACGCUGUAUCAAUUUUCUAUAUUUUAUCAUUUCGUUUCACUGUUGAGAAAUUCAUUAGAAUUAAUGUUAAAAAUCUACACGCGAGCAUUAAUCAUCCAGAUAAUUCUAUACUACUAAGACAUGAAUAUAUCGCUGUUAAUGUAUCUAAGUAUAUUUUCUAAUUAAUAUUUUCACAUGGAAAUACCGAGAAUAAUCGAUUUAUCCAAAAGAUAUUAUAUAAUAUCAUUGGAGAAGUUACGAGUUUGUUUCGCAAGCGCAUCGGUGCACCUGCUGAUGAAUUAAGAAUCGAUGUUCGAUUAUUAAAUUAUUCAAAAUUUUGUCCUCUUAUUUCUUUCUAUUUUCAGCCAAAAGGGAGACGGAGCUCGUUCCAGUUACCUGAGUCGCCCUGUAUAUGUUAAGGUGAUAUGAAAGUAGCGUCAGAGUCUUGUUCAUGAAACUUUUCUUCAAAUUGGAUGCACCGAAUCGAUUCAAACUUAACAAUAUAAAUAUGAAGG
Orussus abietinus is the source of this 5953-nucleotide messenger RNA. RefSeq names its product tyrosine-protein phosphatase non-receptor type 2 (gene Ptp61F). NCBI's taxonomy places the organism in Eukaryota, Metazoa, Arthropoda, Insecta, Hymenoptera, Orussidae. Bases 252 to 1727 code for a protein of 491 amino acids. Gene Ontology annotation, molecular function: protein tyrosine phosphatase activity. The transcript has 8 exons. The record is from RefSeq and is a predicted model, not a curated record. Gene Ontology annotation, biological process: protein dephosphorylation.